This is a messenger RNA of Aaosphaeria arxii CBS 175.79, 864 nucleotides long. RefSeq lists its product as uncharacterized. The transcript has a single exon. Lineage: Eukaryota; Fungi; Ascomycota; Dothideomycetes; Pleosporales. The record is from RefSeq and is a predicted model, not a curated record. The coding region runs from base 64 to 630 and encodes 188 amino acids.
AUCGAAUCAUUUGUGUCAAAACCACUAUCUACUCUAUCUGUGUUGUCACAACCCCCUUAAGCCAUGCCCUGUAGCCCUGUCCGUAAGGCACAAAAAGAAGCCAUUGUAUGGAACCAAACCAAUUCGCCCACCCUUGAGAAACUUCCCACCAGCACUCCAAGACUACAAGAUCAGUCAUUCUCAGGAUACACACCAUCAUCAAAGGACAACCAGAAUCCUCUUGCCCCACCCCCAAAAUCAUCUAGCCCCGAUAAAGACUCCUCUGCUUCUUCUAAAAUUAGCCGUGGUGAAGACUCUAGAUCUAUCCAGUCCACAUCACUUCCCCCAUCUCCCUUCGCUAACCGUGACAACCACGACAUUGACUCAUUGACGCGCGAAGAUCCUGAAGAAGCUAAGUGUAUUCUCGCACGCACUCCAGAAAAUGGCAUUGCCAAGGCGGAAGCCAUAGUCUUUGAAGGUGUGGGGCUGGUGUUCCCUGUAUCUGCUCGAAAUCGACAGGCGAUUACAAGAGAUUUGGACCGUGGAACGAUGUGGGUACGACGGAAGCAGGCUGGUGGAGAGGGUCAGGAAGAUGAGAAGAACGGUGUGAUCAAGCCUGUAGUCUACCAGCCAUGGAGCGAAGGUCAGUGAGCGACCCCUGUAAAUCUCUGAAGAUAGGUAGCCGGAGAUACGCGCAGUGUCUGGUAGCAUGCAAGGUGCAUGAAAUGGCAAACGGCGAUGGGUCACGGUGGAAGAUGACAGGCUGCAGUCUCAUCAUGCAGUGAACCAGAGAUAUGGGUGCCUCAAUAGUAGGGGGCAUCGCCGGCACGACCCGCCAUUGGUGGAUAGGUAGGAUAGAUAGAUAUUCGUCUUCGUGGAUGGAGC